Messenger RNA from Loxodonta africana (African savanna elephant), 8165 nucleotides. RefSeq names its product zinc finger protein 397. Gene Ontology annotation, molecular function: RNA polymerase II cis-regulatory region sequence-specific DNA binding; DNA-binding transcription factor activity, RNA polymerase II-specific. The transcript is spliced from 4 exons. Gene Ontology annotation, cellular component: nucleus. The record is from RefSeq and is a predicted model, not a curated record. Gene Ontology annotation, biological process: regulation of transcription by RNA polymerase II. Bases 171 to 1775 code for a protein of 534 amino acids. Lineage: Eukaryota; Metazoa; Chordata; Mammalia; Proboscidea; Elephantidae.
GGUCGCGGCGCGCACUUCCGGUCUUUGUGGCUCCCUGCUCUGGGUCGGUGUCUCUCUCCCUGUCCACUCCAGGGCUUCGCGGAAAGCCCUUGAAAGAAGAAAUACUAAAGGAAACUCUGAAGCACAGAACCCAGUUGUAGCGAGCUUUUUGCUAACUGUUUCAGCCUAGAAUGGCUGUGGAAUCCAGAGCACUUGCAACCCUGGUAACUCAGGAUCCUCAGGAACAAGAACUAAUAGUAGUGAAAGUAGAAGAGGGCCUUUCCUGGGGUCAGAAAUCUAAGCGGGAUGGGAGUGCCCAGGCCUGCCAAGAAAUGUUUCGCCAGCAAUUCAGAAAGUUUUGCUACAAGGAGACUCCUGGGCCGCGGGAGGCUCUGGGGCGACUUCACGAGCUUUGCUAUCGGUGGCUGAUGCCAGAGUUGCACACAAAGGAGCAGAUCCUGGAACUGCUGGUGUUGGAACAGUUCCUGAGCAUCCUGCCUGAGGAGCUGCAGGUCUGGGUUCAGCAACAGAGUCCAAAAAGCGGCGAGGAAGCUGUGACCCUGUUGGAGGAUUUGGAGAGAGAGUUCGAUGAUCCGAGGCAACAGGUUCCAGCUAGUCCACAGGGUGCAACAGUGCCGUGGAAGGAUUUGACAUGUCUUAGAGCAUCCCAAGAGUCAACAGAUGUCCAACUCCAGCCUUCAAAGACACAGCUGAAGUCCUGGGAACCUUGCCUGUCCCUCAGAAGUGAUUGUGAGAACAAUGAUUUGGCAACAAAGGAGGAAAUUUCGGGACAAAAAUCACAGAGACUUCCCCUGAAACCUUCAUUUGAAGAAGUUAGUGAACAUGAGAGCCCUUUAGAGUGGCAGCAAGAAAGUACUACAGGGGAGAAAUUAAGAUCGCCUUCUCAAGCAGACAGUUUUAGUCAAGUGAUCUUCACACAGGAAUCUCUAGGAAAGAGAGACCAUCAUGAUAAUCCACAAAAAAGGUUAAGCCUAAGUACAAACUCUAAAACAUAUCAGAAAGUUCGUACAGAAGAGAGACCUUAUAGAUGUGAUGUAUGUGGGCACAGCUUCAAAAAGCAUUCCUCUCUAACACAGCAUCAGAGAAUCCAUACUGGAGAAAAGCCCUACAAGUGUAACCAGUGUGGGAAAGCCUUUAGUUUGAGGUCAUAUCUUAUUAUUCAUCAGAGGAUUCAUAGUGGGGAGAAAGCAUACGAAUGCAGUGAAUGUGGGAAAGCCUUCAAUCAGAGUUCAGCCCUUAUUAGACAUCGGAAAAUUCAUACUGGUGAGAAAGCUUGUAAAUGUAAUGAAUGUGGCAAAGCAUUCAGUCAAAGUUCAUAUCUGAUUAUACAUCAAAGAAUUCACACUGGUGAGAAACCCUAUGAAUGUAAUGAGUGUGGGAAAACCUUUAGCCAAAGCUCAAAGCUUAUUAGACAUCAGCGAAUUCAUACAGGAGAGAGACCUUAUGAAUGUAAUGAAUGUGGAAAAGCUUUCAGGCAGAGCUCAGAGCUGAUUACCCAUCAGAGGAUACACAGUGGAGAGAAACCCUAUGAAUGUAAUGAAUGUGGAAAAGCCUUCAGUUUGAGCUCAAACCUCAUCAGACAUCAGAGAAUUCAUAGUGGAGAGGAACCUUAUCAGUGCAAUGAAUGCGGCAAAGCCUUCAAAAGGCGCUCAGCCCUUACUCAGCAUCAGAGAAUCCACUCUGGGGAUGAAGCUUAUAUAUGUGGCGAGUGUGGAAAAGCUUUCAGGCACCGAUCAGUCCUCAUGCGCCAUCAGAGAGUCCACAUUGUAGAGUAACUUGUGAAUACAAUGACUGUUGUAAAUAUUUUUGUCAGAUUCUUAUCUUCGUUAGUCAAAAGUGUUUACUUUGGAGCAAAGUUCCAUAAAGGUUGUAAACUAGUCUUCAAUCAGUCUAACUUGAUAAUUGUAGCACUUCCCACUGCUAAUGAAAGCUGACCCUUGAAAGCUUUUUCCGUGACGGAUGAGAAUGACAGAUGGCAGAGCCAUUUCAGCUUUUUUAUUGCCAUUAAGAAUACUCAGAAAAAAAGAAAAAAGAAUACUCAGGAAAUAGGAAUGUAACACUGAAACCUUGCUUUCCAUGAGAACAUCAUGAAAAAGAUCCAGUGACCCAGACGUUAUCGUUGUAUUGGAUCAUCCGUGUACCAAGGCUGAGAUGAUGUGGAUAGUGUAAGGGACUUUUUAUCACUGUCAGAAUUGCAGAAAACAUUUUACUACCCCAAAUAAGGACAGUGACAGGGCAACAAGGAAGAUGGGUUAACACGGUCUCAUCAAUUAUUCGUUGAGUCCACAGCAGGUCAGAAAUUAAGAGUGAGAAAUAAAAAUACAGGUUAAUAUAGUGUCUGUGCCAGGCACUAGGGAUACAGUGGAAAAUGAAAUAUACUGUACAGUCUAAUGGAAGGGGCAGUCAAGCAGGCAAGAAUGCUACAGUGUGAUUAAUGCUAUGACCUAAAGAAGUAGCAGCUGACCCAGCCUUGGAUCAGGCAAGGUGUCUGGGUAAAUGCCCUGAUGGAUGAGUAGGAGUUAGCCACAGAGUAGGCCAGGGAAGACUCUUCCCUACAAACAGAAGGAACAGCAAAGUCCAGGAAGAGAAAGUUUCACAUCUGGAAAGUAAAAAUAUAAGGCCAGUUUGUGUGAAGUUCCCUUUGAAGUGGGGUUAUAUCUAAGAGAGAGAGGGAUGGAGCCAGAAUCUUUUAAGCAGUGCCUGUAUCAAAAUAUGGGCCAUUGGAGAAAUUUCUCUUAAUUGACAAAACCCAGAACCCUUGGACUGUGACGUGGUGAGGAGCCUUGUCUUGGUCUUCUCUGACCUCAGGGAAGGGGUUAAUACCUACAUUCCUUGCCAAACCUGUAGGCUAGGCUAGAACUUAGAUGGGGGGUGGGGAGGUGCUGACAGAUCCAGGUAAAGAGGCUAUUAAAGGUCUAUGUCUCCCCUUCCCAGAUAUGACGGCUCCUUUGUUUCCUAAGACAGUAUUAGAGUUGCUGUCAAGUUUCUCAGUUCCCAGGGCUCUGGGUCAGAAGCUGCUGUGGUUGUCAUAUCAUUUGUUUAUGGGGCUGUAUCCCACAGUUCCUAAUAUACUCUUGGGCUCAGGUCCUCAAAAUAUGUUUGUCAGUUUCUCCUGGGGUUUAUGAGUGAUAUUCUUCAGGCAUUGCACAUAUGUUCAGUUUUGACUUAACAUCACCAAUACUUCAUGUAUCUCUUGUGAAUUUUGUUAAAGACAGUGCUAAAGGAAAGUGACAGCAGAAGGUAAUAGUCAUGGUAAUCCAGAGAUUCUCCUCUGAGGGACCAGCAGGAAGGUGCUUCUGAGUGCAAGGCAAAAUUAUACGUUAGCCAACAGGAAGGCAUGUUAUUCAAAAGACCUAAUACCUUGGAGGAAUAGCGAAGACCUUACCAAAACCGAAUCUGUAUGGAAAUCUUGAAUCCUGAUUAUAGAGAAAGGAGAGCUGUCAUGAUGAUAAAAAGGAACAGAGAAGUAAUGCUCCUGUUGGGAAACACGUAGAUAGGCAUCCGGGAAGCAGUGAGAAUGGCAGGAGGGCUAAAUGCCACUAUUCGGAGAGAGAAUGAAGAAAGAAAAGGACAGUAACAUUUGGAAAAGAUAGUAAAAUGUAACAAAAUAUAUGGUAGGAGCUACGCAACUCUUGAUUUCCUCCUUUUCCAGAGCAAGACCCAAGGAAACUGGAAAGGGUAGGACAGACAUUAAGUAGGAAUAACUUGUAGGUGCUGCCAAGUCAUUUGUGACUCUUAACGCAUACAACAUAAUGAAAUACUGCCCAGUCCUGCAUCAUCUAAACAAUCGUUGCUCAGUUUGAGCCCAGUGUUGCAGCCUCUGUUUCCAUCUAUCUCAUUGAGGGUUUUCUUUUUUACUGACCCUGUAUUUCACCAAGCAUAAUAUCCUUUUCCAGUGACUGGUCCCUUCUAAUAACAUGUCCAAAGUACGUGAGACGAAGUCUCCCCAUCUAUGUUUUUGAGGAGCAUUCUGGCUGUACUUCCAAGACAGAUUUGUUCAUUCUAGCAGUCCGUGGUAUAUUCAAUAUUCUUUGUCAACGCCAUAAUUCAAAGCAUCAAUUCUUCAGUCUUCCUUAUUCAUUGCCCAGCUUUCCCAUACAUAUGAGACAGUUGAAAAUACCAUGGCUUGAGUCAGGUGCACCUUAGUCCUCAAAAUGACGUCUUUGCUUUUGAAGACUUUCAAGAGGUCUUAUGCAGCAGAUUUGCCCAGUGCAAAAAGAAAUUUGAUGAUUCCGCUUCCAGGGGCAUUAAUUGUGGAUCUAAGUAAAAUGAAAUCCUUGACAAAUUUAAUCUUUUCUCCAUUUCUUAUGAUGUUGCUUAUCAGUCCAGUUGUGAGGAUUUUUAUGUUCUUUAUGUUGAGGUGUAAUCCAUGCUGAAGGCUGUAGUCUUUGAUCUUCAUCAAUAAGUGCUUCAAGCCCUCUUCAUGUUCAGCAAGCAAGGUUGUGUCGUCUACAUAAUGCAGGUUGUUAAUGAGUCUUCCUCCAAUCCUGAUGCUGCCUUCUUCUUCAUACAGUCCAGCUUCUCGUAAUAUUUGCUCAGUUUACAGAUUGAGUAAUUAUGGUGAAAUGAUACAACCCUGAUGGCAGCCUUUUCUGAUUUUAAACCAUGUUGUUUUGUUCUGUUGGAACAAUUGCCUCUUGGUCUACAUUCAGAUUCCACAUGAGCACAAUUAAGUGUUAAGUAUAGUUAAACUGAGAGAUGAGUGGUGGAGUAAGAAUAACAAAAGGGAAAUAAUCUUUAUAUAGAGAGUUCUGACAUAUAUCAAUAAGAAAUGUAAUAGGUACUGGCUAAGGGCUUUGUGUAUAUGUGUUAGUUGUUUCUACUUCAGCCCAUAUUUUGCAGAUGAGAAAAUGAAGGCUUGGGGUCAUGACCUACUGGAGGUCAAACUUUGAACCCAGGCAGUAGGAAUCCAGAGCCUUUCUGUGUAGUCACUUCUCCGUACUAUCUCUCCAUGAAGUCUGAAUAGGAAAAAAAUGGUGCUUAAAUAGGGAAAUCACAGAAUAAAUGCCAAAGGAUGAGAAAUAAAUGUUCAGCCUCACUGGAAUUAAACAUUAUACUAAAGUAACUGUUGAGAUGGCACUUUUCCCCCUAAAACUGACAAAAGAUUUAGGGAGACUGAAACUCUAAUGCUACUGGUGAGAGGUGAAUACAUACUAUCUCUGGCAAUGAAUACCAGAAGCCUUAAGCGUUGCCUUUUAACUUUGAAACUCUACCUGAAAAUAUAUACUUCAGAAAUCAUCGUAAAUGUACACAAAGUCUUAAAAGCUAUUAAAAAUGACAUCAUUUAAUAUUAAAUGACAAAGUAUUCAUGAUAUAUUGUUCAGUAAAAAUAUUACAAGAUGGUAUGUAAAAUACAAUCCCAUGUCGAAAUAUAUUUAUGCAUUAAAAGUACUGGAAAUGCAUAAUCAAAAUACGCUAUAGUGGUUAUCUCUGGGGGAUAAGAUCAUAGGUGAUUUAACUUUUGCUUUUCUGUAUUUUCCAGUUUUUCUUUAAUAAAUAUGUAAUACUCAAGAUUAGGGAAAAAAAAAAAGUUAAAAAGGGAAUAAAGCCCAGGAUAGUCAAGAAAAUAUAAGAAAGGUAUUUGCUUUCCGUAAGAUCUCUGUCCCAUCAAUGGACUCUGAUCCUCAAUUUCCUCAUUGGUAAAGUGGCAGUGGCAGUCUCACCCAUCUCACACGGUACACAAAAAAAGGCCUCUGCAAAUUAUAAAUCCCUAUAUAAAUAUGUUGCAUGAAAGAGAUUUACGGUUGAGAAAAGCAGUAGUGUUGAAGUAGAGACGUUUGUUCUUGUUAGCCCUUUGCCAUGAAUUCUGCAGCCGUUAGCAAGGCAUCUUACAACUUUGAACCAUCAAUUUGAAAGAGCUGAAGUAGAUGAUCUAUUAUGGUCAAAACUUCACCAGUCUAUGCCAUUAUGAAAUAGGGUAUUGAUAUGAGAUGGAUGUCAAAGGUAAUUGUUUUCUUCUUCACCAGCCUUGUGUGGAAGAAAAGCAAUUCGUGGCUUUUCCUUCUGCUCAGGGCCCUCUUGUUUCUCUUGGUACAGAGGCAGUCCAGGGGAUAAGAAUGUUUGCCUUAAAUGGAUCUUGUACUGAUUUAAAAAAGGAACGUGCAACUUAGUCAAGGUAGUUAAUAAAUAGCAGUUUCCUACAUCUCCCCUUCUCCUUCCUCAUUUCCAUAGGCUGCAACUACCACUGUCCAACUGAGAGAACUGAAUAUUUAAAGCAAAUCUGACAUUUGGUCUCUCAAAACUCCGGUGCUUCUCUUGAUUGAGCAACGGCAUCCUCUGCACGUUGGCAGAGCAAGGGGAAUUGCCAGUUAGACAAGCCUCCCAUCCUGAGUUGGAGAGCAUUUCUGUGAUGUCAAGAGCAAGAAUGAGCCCAAUGGGCAGACCUUACUUAAACCCAUCCAGCCCUUUGCUUUCUGAUGGGCAGAACCACACAGUGCUGUUCAGUCACCUUAUCAUUCACACCUGCCUUGUUGGAUAUCACAGUGAUCAUCAAGCGGUCCAAAGAUCCAAAGGGUCAUGGGUUUUUUUCUUUAAAUACAUGUUUCUGUUGCAAACCUGCUGAGAGAAAAGGGAAAGGUUGUGGCAGUCUCCUAGGCUCUUGUCCACAGGGUUUUGAACUGGUUCAAACCAGUUCAGCCACGGCUGAUGACGUGAAAGUGGAAUAGACCCAAAUUGUUGAAAUUUCAGUGAUCUAGAUCAUUAACCAGAUUGGGAAAAAUUAAAAGUCGAAGCCCUGAAAUGGGAGACUCGGAAGAGGCAUAGUUUAUCCUUUCAAGAGCCUGAUUUGUGAGACUGGGGUAUUGCUAGGACUUUGGAGAGCGACACGCAUUCAAAGCAAUGUGGUUGGCUGUCAUCUUUGAGCAGGACACCAUUGUUACUGACUCUGCUCAAAAUCUCGGGCAAGAGAUUUGGUUGCUAUACAAUGCAUAUGAAGCCCUUGUUUUCUAAGAGGUAGAUUCAGUUUCUAGCAGGACUUCAACCUGUAAUUUUUCCCGUUCUGGAUCACCCAAAUUGUACCAAUUCAGGUGUCUUCUGGUGUCACUUUGUCAGCCAUGAGUAAAUCGAGAAGAACCAGACCAAAGCCCUGCUUGCCCAGUCCAGGCCUAAGCUUGGUCCUUAGCAGUUAGUGCUGAGGAUAUCCAUCUGGUGAGAUAUGGACCACUCCCAAAUGGAAGGAAGAGUCCUAAUUCUGGCAGAUACAUGAUGCAGAUGUGCUUAAAGAGGCUACUUCUUGUUCUCAUUCCUAUGAUCUUUCAACCACAAAGCAACCCCACAUGCCCCCUCAAUUUUGUGAGUUCAGCUGGUGCUACAACUCCAGAGACAGGCUGUCACAGUUUCCUGACCCUUUUUGGCCCAGAGAAUAAAAGCUGAGAACACUAAUUUCCUGAUGUCUUCCCACAAAUUCUUCACCAUUCCCCUAGCACAUCUCCAGUCAUGUUACUACUGUGCACCCUUUUCCUGAAUGAAUAAUUUCCAAGCAGAACUUUAAAACUCCAAUUUUAUUACAGUACAUCUUGCAUUACAUUCUAAUGCUAAACCAGCUGAAGUAUAUACUGAGUAUAAAUGUUAAAAAUCAGUUACCAAUAAUUAUUUACCAAACAAGAUUUCUACCAAAAAUAUUAGGAUUGGAAAAAAUAUAUUACUCAAAAAAUGUUAAGAAUAUUUCUAUGGAUAGCAUUGUGGGUGACUUAUACUUUCUCAUUUUCUAUUUUAUCAACAUUUACAAUAAAUUUACAAUUAUGGAAAAAGUAAUUAUUAAAUGAUACUGUUUUUGUUGUCAUUGAGUUGAUUCUUAUGAUGACUCCAACUGUGCAAGGCAGAACUGCUUUGUAGGGUUUUCAAGGCUGUGACCUUUUGGAAGCAGAUCGCCAGGACUGUCUUCUGAAGCACCUCUGAAUGGAUUUGAACCGACAAACUUUAGGUUAGUAGUCCAGUGCUUAACCGUUGGCACCCCCCAGGAACUCCACCUAACCCAAAACCAUCUGAUGGUCAGCUAUAGGAAAAAGCAACUCACGAUCCAUUUGGAAGAUGGUUUUAGGCUUCUGAUUAUCUGAGCUCAAUGACAAUCUCACAACCUCUGGACACAAAGACUGCCCCCCUCCCAAUUUCUACCUCCCCUAAUACCCAUAACAGUUGUGAUUACCAACUCUUUUUCAGUAGCGGCA